Messenger RNA from Microthlaspi erraticum, 1449 nucleotides. The record is from the annotation of a GenBank genome assembly. Lineage: Eukaryota; Viridiplantae; Streptophyta; Magnoliopsida; Brassicales; Brassicaceae.
AUGGCGAACGUUAAAAACCAAAACCCUAACAAUCAUCAUAAACAUCAUCACCUUCAUGCUCUCUUGAUCCCAUACCCAUUCCAAGGACAUGUAAACCCAUUCGUACACUUAGCCAUCAAGCUCGCGUCACAGGGGAUUACCGUCACUUUCGUCAAUACUCAUUACAACCACCACCAAAUCAACUCGGGAGAUAUUUUCGCCGGAGUUAGAUCCGAGUCUGGUCUUGACAUUCGUUACGCGACUGUUUCUGAUGGUCUUCCGAUCGGAUUUGACCGGUCGCUAAACCAUGACCAGUACCAAUCCUCGCUGCUCCACGUGUUCUCGGCGCAUGUGGAAGAGCUUGUGGCGAGUCUUGUCGGAGAAGGUGUGAAUGUUAUGAUCGCCGACACAUUCUUUGUGUGGCCGUCGGUGGUUGCGAAGAAGUUUGGUUUGGUUUGUGUCUCGUUUUGGACCGAAGCUGCUUUAGUUUUUUCUCUCUAUUACCAUAUGGAUCUGCUUCGGAUUCAUGGCCAUUUUGGUGCUCAAGAAUCUCGCGGCGAUCUAAUCGAUUACGUUCCCGGAGUUAAAGCUAUAAACCCGAAAGACACGGCGUCGUAUCUUCAAGAAACCGAUAUUUCCUCGGUGGUUCAUCAAAUCAUCAUCAAAGCAUUCGAAGACGUGAAAAAGGUCGAUUUCGUUCUCUGUAACACGAUUCACCAAUUCGAAAACAGAACGAUUCAAGCCCUGAAUUCCAAAAUCCCAUUCUACGCAAUCGGACCGAUAAUCCCGUUCAAUCUCCAAACCGGUUCUUCGGUCACAACGAGUCUCUGGUCAGAAUCCGAUUGCACACAAUGGCUCGACGCUAAACCGGACGGUUCAGUGAUUUACAUCUCUUUCGGGAGCUAUGCUCAUGUCACGAAGAAAGAUUUGGUCGAGAUCGCUCACGGGAUUUUGAUGAGUAAAGUGAAUUUCGUCUGGGUUGUUCGGCCGGACAUCGUUAGCUCCGACGAGAACAAUCCGUUACCGGAGAAAUUCGAAUCGGAAGCUGGAGAUCGCGGGAUCGUGAUUCCUUGGUGUUGUCAGAUGACGGUUUUGUCGCAUCGGAGUAUAGGCGGUUUUUUGACGCAUUGUGGAUGGAAUUCGAUUCUGGAGAGUAUUUGGUGUGAGGUUCCGUUGCUUUGUUUUCCUUUGUUGACUGAUCAGGUAACGAAUCGGAAGCUUGUGGUUGAUGAUUGGGAGAUUGGGAUGAAUCUGUGUGAGGAUCGGGGUUUUGUUGAGAGAGAUGAAGUGAAGAUGAGUAUUGACCGUUUGAUGUGUGGAAAAUCGAGGGAUGAAGUCAAAGAAGCGAUCCGACGGGUGAAAAUGAGUUUAGAAGGUGCUUUGACAAAUGAUGGAUCGUCUGAGAAGAAUUUGGGAUUGUUUAUUGAUGGGCUUUGGGCUAAGGUUGGGAUAACAAAUGGAAAAGCAUAA